Messenger RNA from Solanum stenotomum, 2298 nucleotides. Its product is annotated as probable acyl-activating enzyme 17, peroxisomal. The transcript has 14 exons. Lineage: Eukaryota; Viridiplantae; Streptophyta; Magnoliopsida; Solanales; Solanaceae. The record is from RefSeq and is a predicted model, not a curated record.
UUCUCUUCAUCUAACAACUCCUCAUCAUUCAUCUCCUUGAUUCGCCAUUUGCUCUAAUUUAUGUGUAAUCAAUCGCUCACAAGUGGAUGUGGACUCUGUAGGUUAUGGCUAAUGAGAAUUACAAAACCUUAGAUUCCGUCACCGUCGCCGACGUCGAAGCUCUCGGAAUACACACUGAACUCGCCGGGAAACUUCACGGAGAACUGAACCGGAUUGUUCGUAAUUACGCGUCUGCCACUCCCCAAACAUGGUACCAUAUCUCCAAAGAACUACUCACCCCAAGCCUUCCUUUCUCUUUCCAUCAGAUGAUGUACUAUGGCUGCUACAAGGAUUUUGGGCCUGACCCGCCUGCCUGGUUACCCGACCCAAAAACUGCAAGGUUGACAAAUAUUGGUCAACUUUUGGAAAGACGUGGAAAGGAGUUCUUGGGAUCAAAAUAUGAAGACCCAAUUUCUAGCUUCUCAGAUUUUCAGAGAUUUUCAGUCUCCGACCAAGAGGUAUUUUGGAAAACCAUAUUGGAAGAAAUGAAUAUUUCAUUUUCAGUUCCCCCUGAAUGUAUUUUACGGGAGAGUCCAUCUCAUCCAGGUGGUCAGUGGCUUCCUGGAGCAUGAGUGAAUCCAGCGAAGAAUUGCCUCAGUUUAAGAAAGAGGACUUUAAGUGAUGUAGCCAUAAUAUGGCGAAGUGAAGGAAAUGAUGAAGCACCUGUUGAAAAGAUGACCUGUCAGGAGUUACGUGAAUCAGUUUGGGAAGUUGCAUAUGCUCUUGAAAGCCUGGGUUUGGAGAAAGGAUCUGCCAUAGCUAUAGAUAUGCCGAUGGAUGUUAAUUCUGUGGUGAUCUACUUGGCUAUUGUUCUUGCUGGUUAUGUAGUUGUGUCCAUUGCUGAUAGUUUUGCCCCAAGUGAAAUUUCGACAAGGCUCAUCUUAUCAAAAGCAAAAGCAAUUUUUACUCAGGAUUUUAUUCCCCGCGGAGAAAAAAAGAUACCCUUGUACAGUCGUGUUGUUGAAGCUCAUUCACCGAUGGCAAUUGUGAUUCCCAAUAGAGCCUCCAGCUUGAGCAUAGAAUUACGUGAUGGUGACAUCUCUUGGCCUGACUUUUUAGACAGAGUGAAAGAUUCCAAGGGACUUGAGUUUGUUGCUGUUGAACAACCUAUUGAUGCAUUUACGAACAUUCUGUUCUCAUCUGGCACAACAGGAGAUCCGAAGGCAAUUCCAUGGACUCUCCUCACACCUUUCAAGGCGGCUGCUGAUGGGUGGUGCCAUAUGGAUAUUAAAAAUGGCGAUGUUGUUGCUUGGCCGACUAAUCUUGGGUGGAUGAUGGGACCUUGGCUCGUUUAUGCUCCAUUGUUGAAUGGGGCAUCCAUUGCCUUGUAUAAUGGAUCUCCCCUUGGUUCUGGCUUUGCUAAGUUUGUACAGGAUGCUAAAGUAACUAUGCUUGGGGUGAUUCCAAGUAUAGUGAGGACUUGGAAAGCGAAAAAUUCUCCUGAUGGCUAUGAUUGGUCGACCAUCCGUUGCUUUGGCUCCACUGGUGAGGCAUCUAGCGUGGAUGAAUAUCUUUGGCUAAUGGGAAGAGCUGAAUAUAAACCGAUAAUCGAGUAUUGCGGUGGUACAGAGAUUGGUGGCUCCUUUGUCUCUGGGUCAAUGUUGCAGCCCCAGUCUUUAGCCGCUUUCAGCACAGCAGUCAUGGGAUGUAGUCUUCAUAUUCUUGGCGAUGAUGGGUUUCCUAUACCAUCAGAUGUUCCUGGGAUUGGUGAAUUGGCCCUUGGUCCUCUCAUGUUUGGAGCUUCAAGUACACUGCUGAACGCGGACCAUAAUGAGAUCUACUUCAAAGGAAUGCCUGUUUUGAAUGGAAAGGUUCUAAGAAGACACGGGGAUGUGUUUGAACGUACUUCCAAAGGAUAUUACCAUGCACAUGGUCGUGCAGAUGAUACAAUGAACCUAGGGGGCAUAAAGGUGAGUUCACUUGAGAUUGAGCGCAUAUGCAAUGCAGUAGAUGAAAAUAUACUAGAGACGGCAGCAGUUGGAGUACCACCUGCUGCUGGUGGACCUGAGAAGUUGGUAAUUGCAGUCGUGUUCAAGGAUUCAGAUAACUUGGAGCAAAAGUUGGUCAAUUUGUUGAUUUCUUUCAACACAGCUUUGCAGAGGAAGUUGAAUCCAUUGUUCAAGGUUUCCAGUAUUGUUCCUCUCCCUUCCCUACCAAGAACAGCAACAAAUAAAGUCAUGAGAAGGGUAUUGAGGCAGCAGUUUUCUCAAGCAGAUCAAGGUUCCAGACUGUGAUCUAUAUUAUUCCCAAUGAAGAGAC